GGUCGCGUCCUGCCCGCUGGGCCGGUGCUGAAUUGCUCUCCAGCUGCGUGGGGGCGGCGGCCCGUGCCAGGCCCCUGGAGGCGGGGGAGCGGCAGCUGCGACGGAGGAUAACCCCGAGCAUCCGGCGCCGGAUUGACGCAGCCCCAAACCGGGAACUGCUCUCGCCGCCUCCUCCCCGGGAGCCGGAGCUGCCGCCGAGCCGCCUCGCUCCCUCGGUGCCGCGGCAGGGCCGCUCCCCGCCCCUCGGCACCCCUCCCCAUGUGAGCCCGCCCCGGCCGGGUCCUCACCCCGCCCUCCCGCCGCUGGCUUUGCGCCCCGGGCGGCCCUCGACUUUGCGCCCCGUAGUUGAGUUCCGUUUAUGGUCUGAUUUCCGGCCACCCGCCAGCCUGCCCGGCCACCCGCCCGUCCCUCCCUCGCGGGGACCCGGAGGAGAGGGGACCAUGCCGGAGCCCGGGCCGGACGCCCCCGGCACCGCGAGCGCGCAGCCGCCGCCGCCGCCCCCGCCUCCCGCGGCCAAGGAGUCCCCAUUCUCCAUCAAGAACCUGCUCAACGGAGACCACCACCGGGCGCCCCCUAAGCCUCAGCCGCCCCCACGGACGCUCUUCGCCCCGGCCUCGGCCGCCGCUGCUGCUGCCGCCGCUGCCGCCGCCGCCGCCGCGGCCAAGGGGGCCCUGGAGGGCGCCGCGGGCUUCGCGCUCUCGCAGGUGGGCGACCUGGCUUUUCCCCGCUUUGAGAUCCCGGCGCAGCGGUUUGCCCUGCCCGCGCACUACCUGGAGCGCUCCCCGGCCUGGUGGUACCCCUACACCCUGACCCCCGCCGGUGGCCACCUCCCGCGACCUGAAGCGUCGGAGAAAGCCCUCCUGCGAGACUCCUCCCCCGCCUCGGGCACCGACCGCGACUCUCCGGAGCCGCUGCUCAAGGCCGACCCCGACCCCAAGGAGCUGGACUCCCGGAGCCCGGACGAGAUCGUCCUGGAGGAGAGCGACUCGGAGGAAGGCAAGAAGGAGGGCGAGGCGGCGGCCGGGGCGGCCGGGGCGAGCGCGGGCGCGGGCGCGGGCGUGGCGGCGGCGCCCCCGGGCCCCGAGGACUGGAAGAAGGGCGCCGAGAGCCCCGAGAAGAAGCCCGCGUGCCGCAAGAAGAAGACGCGCACGGUCUUCUCGCGCAGCCAGGUCUUCCAGCUCGAGUCCACCUUCGACAUGAAGCGCUACCUGAGCAGCUCUGAGCGCGCCGGCCUGGCCGCCUCGCUGCACCUCACCGAGACGCAGGUCAAGAUCUGGUUCCAGAACCGGCGCAACAAGUGGAAGCGACAGCUGGCGGCCGAGCUGGAGGCGGCCAACCUGAGCCACGCGGCGGCACAGCGCAUCGUGCGCGUGCCCAUCCUCUACCACGAGAACUCGGCGGCCGAGGGCGCGGCGGCGGCGGCGGCGGGGGCGCCGGUGCCGGUCAGCCAGCCGCUGCUCACCUUCCCGCACCCGGUCUACUACUCGCACCCGGUGGUCUCGUCGGUGCCGCUGCUCCGGCCCGUCUGAGGCCCGAGAGGGGAGGCGGAGGGAGCGCCCGGCCCCCUCCCCAGACCCCGGAGGAGACUGGGCCGGGCCCAGGGCGCCGAGACGUCCAGCGGCCUUCGGGAGCCGGCGCCGGCGCGGCUCGGCCUCCCCUCCCCCGAUCGGUAGCGUUUUGUAAGUAUUUGCAAUGCAUUUUCGUGCAAUUCACCCCACGUGGAUUUGAGGCGCUUCCCCUCUUCCUUUUGGUUUUUGGCUUCUAUUCAGAGAACAGGAAACAGGCCCCAUGCCUGGGUCAACAUAUUUCGGCUGGAAGCUUCGGGAAUAGGGACAACCCACCCACCGAAUUUGCAUCGCGCGCUGUGGCUUUUUUGGUUUUAUUUUUAUCGAAGGAAAAAUAAACGCCAAAAGCGGGCCCCCUCUAAUUUAUUCGUUUCUAUAGAACGAUGUUCAGGAGGAGAGAGAGAGGAGGCAGAAAGAGAGAGAGAGAAUUCGCAUUGUAGUAUUUUUAUUUCUAGAUUUCUGGGUGUGGUUCUGCCUCUCCACCGCUCCCCCCCCCCCAACCGGUAUCCUCUGGUUUUCAAAACCUGAGCAGCCUCUUAUAAGAACCCCGACUGAGGCCGCCCCUCUCUCACGGGCGAGGUCUGUCUCGGUUCUUCCUGGGUUCCCCUUUGUGACCGAAGGAUUAUCUAAGUGUCUAAAGGGAAAAGACAGCCCCCAAAUCAGUCUCCUGGUGACGGAACGGCUCCGCAUCUGGCCCCCCCCCCCGUCUUAUUUAUUAGUGGCAUUUAUUUUUGGAAUUUCACUUGUUGGUAAAUUAUUCUUAAUGUUGCUCUUCUUAUUUUAUCCCCUCCUAGAGAGUGAUUUCAAUAUGAAAAGCAACAGCCUGUGGCCUGUACCCUCUCCCCUGCCCUUUCUGUUCCACAGUGACUGCUGUACUUCUGACCUGUGCAAUAUUGUGCAAAAUUUCCCGAGCGCCUGGCUCUUCCUCGGGCGAGCAAGGCAGGCAUUUCCACUGUAUAAUCCUGGUCGUGGCUUCAGGAAGAGAAAAUUAAGGAGAAAGGGGGGGGGGAAGGAAAGAAGGGCAGACAGGUAGCGAUGCUCAGAGGAGUCAGGUAGGAGACUGGAGCGCUUUAAGUGAAGGACAAUCAAUUUAGGAGAAUUUUAACUUAUUUGAUAAAUGUACAGAUUUCUUGUAAAGUUCACCCUCGACUCCGGAGGGCUUCUUGCUCUGCCGCCCCAUCUGUUCUUCCCCUGGCUACACCUGUUGUUCUGCGGUCCUUUGCCCCCACGCCUCCCCCACCGUCUUCCCACCUCUGUCUGGGUUCAGUCCCUUUUUAAGAAAAAGAGAAAAAGACACAAAACAUUGUUAAACUUCAUGUUGUGGUGAAACGGAAUUCAUUAAAAAGCAAAGCGAAGCGUCUCGUGUUGCCCGCGUGUGACUGACUGUGCCGGCUGCCCCGGAGCAGGAGUCUCCCACCGGCUCUGCUGCCCGGCGGGGCCGCCGCCUCUGAGUCCCGGCGGCGGGGACAAAGGCGGCUGUGUCCGCUCCCUCCGCGGCACCUCUGCGGCUCUGACCGCCGGUGAGCAGGAGGAGAAUGAGGGGCGGAGGGCGAGGACCCGGCUUCCCGAGGCUGCGGGAUGGGGCGAGGCGGCGGCCGCGAGCUUGGAGGCGGCGGGUCUCUCCGAACGCAGGACGGCGGCCUCGCACCCGCUCAGGGA
Molecule: messenger RNA, 3224 nt
Organism: Myotis daubentonii (Daubenton's bat)
Lineage: Eukaryota; Metazoa; Chordata; Mammalia; Chiroptera; Vespertilionidae
Gene: HMX3
Product: H6 family homeobox 3
Biological process (GO): regulation of transcription by RNA polymerase II
Cellular component (GO): nucleus
Molecular function (GO): DNA-binding transcription factor activity, RNA polymerase II-specific; RNA polymerase II transcription regulatory region sequence-specific DNA binding
Source: RefSeq, a predicted model, not a curated record